AUGGUGGAAGAUUGGGUGAUAAAAACUAUGUAUGCCACAAAGCGAAGAAGGAGGACUGUUAAAAGUGUGAAAACUCCUGUAAAGGACCACCCCCCUAAAAGUAACCCCAGCAAACGACACAGGGAAAGACUGAAUGGGGAACUUGACCAUCUUGCCAGUUUAUUGCCAUUUGAGCAAAGUGUUAUAUCAAAACUUGACAAACUCUCUAUUCUUCGUCUUGCUGUAAGCUAUCUCAGGACCAAGAGCUAUUUUCAAGCUGUGCUUCCAGACCGGUAUAACCUUGACACUCACCAUUUGAUAGGGAGGUCACAUCUCUUCCCCGACCCUGGCUUUUCUGAGGGAGACAGCAUCUUACAGGCCCUAUACGGCUUCCUGUUUGUAGUAACGUGCGAUGGCGAGGUCUUUUUUGCCUCUAGGACGGUGGAGCAAUACCUAGGAUUCCAUCAGUCAGACAUCAUUCACCAAAGUGUUAUGGAGCUGAUUCACUCCGAGGACAGGGAUGAAUUUAAGAGACAACUUACAUGGAACUCUGCUUUACCUUCAGAUAAAUCCACACUGCCUCUUCAUGAAGCUAUGAUGCCAGAAAACUACCACCACAUGCAUCGGUCAUUUACCGUCCGGUUUAGGUGUCUACUAGACAACACUUCGGGUUUCAUUACAUUGGAGAUAAACGGUUGGAUUCGUGUGCUGCAUGGGCAAAAUGUGCGGACAGACGAGACGCAGUUGGCUCUUUUCGCAACAUGCUGCCCAUUCGGUCCACUCUCUCUCCUGGACCUGCCCUCAAGAGAACUCACCUUCAAAUCAAAACACAAAAUGGAUUUCUCACCAAUGUCUAUGGACAACAGAGGGAAGAUGAUGUUUAGUUUUUCUGAUCGAGAACUGGCCACAAAGUCUGGCUACGACUUGAUCCACCCUGAUGAUCUUUCCUAUUUUGCUGCAGCUCAUCAAGAGUUAAUAAAGACUGGGAGUUCUGGUCUCAUUGCCUAUCGCUGGCUCACAAAAGACUUCCGCUGGUUGUGGCUUCAGUCAAGCUGCAAGGUCAUCUACAAAAACAGCAAGCCAGACUUCAUCAUCUGUACUCACCGUCAACUCACAGAUGACGAAGGACAGGAUCUGUUCCACAAACGAGGCAAUGAAUUCAAGCUACCUUACCCACUCCUGGAUUUGGACAUAUGCUCAGGAUUUGAUUUUCCUAGUGAUGACUUGAUAAAGAUAAAAAAUGGGAAGAAAAGUAAACAAAAGAACCAGGUGCGUGAAUAUGUUCAGACGCCCGGCAGGAAACGAAAAAUGUGUCGAGAAAAUGGACUCACAAGUUAUCCACAGUAUAAUGGCUAUGAAGGAGGUGAAUACAAGCCAGAGUUACUUUACUCCUAUCCUCCGAAUAACUUCGGCCUUGAGUCAGACCUGUAUAGGUCACAUGGGUACUCCGGGUUCCCCGGGGCCGUUUAUCCGAGCACGGACAGUUACCGCCUUGACGCGGAUAAACAUGGCUAUACAAAUGGUUUCUAUCUGGAACCACAUCAUCGGCAGUAUCAGCACACUCUAAGUUACCACGGCAACAGUUAUCCCGAUUUAAUGGGCACCUCAACAAAAUAUAGUUAUGAUAUGUCGAAAUAUGGAUUCGAAAGUUAUGCCAAAAAAGUGCAUUAUGGUGAGGAAUUAUCCCGUCUAGACAACGAUUUUAGGAAAUAUACAUAUGACUAUGGAAAUGAACGACUCCCUAAUCUGUUGAAUGGCUCUUUAGAACCUGUGGAUUUGCGAGCCUCCUCUAUGUACAACGGUACCUCACUUGUGAAUGGGGAAAGUAUGGUUGGACAUUCACCUUGCUUGACCUCUUCGCUGUUCAAACCUGACCUCCAUGGUCAGAACAUGUUAUCCAAGGAAACAAAGGUGAUAUGUUCUCCAUCGGAUGUCCUCCAGGGUAGUCAGGGACUUAACCCAUCAAUGCCCUUGCAUCACAGUUCUGUAAUAAAAAACGCAGCUAGUCCACGAACUCUUCAUCCUUCCCGUUGUAGUAGUUCUGAGCAAAUGGGAAGCCCACCUGUGAACAAUUACAGUAAUAUGCCUGUGACCAGGGUGUCUGGCACAUGGGCACAGUGUUCUAAAUCAAGUCCCAACUCCACCCCACGAUCGGACAAUAGUGGUAGUCCCAAACAGAAUGGUAUGGGUGGAGGAGGGGCUUCUAGCAGUCCAAUAUCAGGAGCAACCCCCGCGUCUGUGAUACAGACUCACAUAGCCAACAAGACUCCAAACAGAGCCUGUGAUAAACAGCCCCUAGUGGGAGGUAUUCCAGUCCCUGUUGUGAAAUCAGCAUGGCUACAUCAGUUUCCAGCAUCACACAAUUCGUAUGGAGACAGCAAGGACUGGGCCAUGAGCCACAAUGAUAUGUACUCUUGCCACCAAAAAUCCCAGCGUGGCAUCAUCACAGAGAACAUGUCACACGUGCCCAAAGUGACGAUUCAGUGA
Ylistrum balloti is the source of this 2466-nucleotide messenger RNA. RefSeq names its product single-minded homolog 1-like. NCBI's taxonomy places the organism in Eukaryota, Metazoa, Mollusca, Bivalvia, Pectinida, Pectinidae. The transcript has 11 exons. Gene Ontology annotation, molecular function: nuclear receptor activity; transcription cis-regulatory region binding; protein dimerization activity. The coding region runs from base 1 to 2466 and encodes 821 amino acids. Gene Ontology annotation, biological process: regulation of transcription by RNA polymerase II. Gene Ontology annotation, cellular component: aryl hydrocarbon receptor complex; nucleus. The record is from RefSeq and is a predicted model, not a curated record.